Molecule: messenger RNA, 1439 nt
Organism: Diaporthe batatas
Lineage: Eukaryota; Fungi; Ascomycota; Sordariomycetes; Diaporthales; Diaporthaceae
Product: proteasome core particle subunit beta 6
Exons: 2
Coding region: 255-1049 (264 amino acids)
Cellular component (GO): proteasome core complex
Source: RefSeq, a predicted model, not a curated record
CAAAUCCAACGGCCACAACAACGGGGGCUCCAGCUCGUUGCUUAGUCAAAGCUGCAGCUACCCCUGUCGGGCUACAGGCAGAGCAAGGCUGACGCGCCCGACCUCACUCGACAGCUUGCAGCCUCAAGCCCACCUUCCCACACCCAUCGCAUACCAUCAUCACAAACGGCAGACAGAUCUCGCUCCCCUCCACCGUACAAAAUACCUCUCAACUCCCCACUGGUUCCCUUCUCUCCAUCUUCAAACCCGCAAAAAUGGCUGCCAUGUUCAGCCAGAACCCCCUCAUGGACGGGCCCAACUACUCGUUCAACGAUGCGCCCACAACCAACAACGGCGAGUUCCGACAGCAUCGCUUUGACCCAUACACCGACAACGGCGGCUCCAUCCUCGCCAUCGCCGGCGCCGACUUCUCCAUCCUCGCAGGCGACACACGACACACCGCCGGCUACAGCAUCAACACACGACACUACCCCAAGGUCUUCAAGGUCGGCGGCAGCACGGCCGACCAGCACGACGCGAACCUCGUUCUUUCCGUGUGCGGCUUCGCGGCCGACGGCGAGGCCCUGAAGGAGCGCCUCGAUACGAUCUGCAAGAUGUACCGGUACCGCCACGGCAAGCCCAUGAGCGUCAACGCCUGUGCGAAGCGGCUGUCCACCAUCCUCUACCAGAAGCGCUUCUUCCCAUACUAUGCAUACGCGAUCCUGGGUGGCCUCGACGAGGAGGGCAAGGGCGCGGUCUACAGCUACGACCCGGUGGGGAGCUACGAGCGGGAGAUGUGCAGGGCGGGCGGCGCUGCUGCCAGUCUGAUCAUGCCGUUCCUCGACAACCAGGUCAACUUCAAGAACCAGUUCGUCCCGGGAAGCGGCGUGGGACACGAGCUACAGGAGCGGGAGAAGGUACCGCUGUCUCGGAAGGAGGUGGAGAUCUUGGUGAAGGAUGCGUUUGACGGUGCGGUGGAGAGGCACAUCGAGGUGGGUGAUGGGCUUCAGAUGUUGGUCAUCACGAAAGAUGGUAUUGAGGAGAUUCUGCUCCCUCUGAAGAAGGACUAACGGGCCAUGGAAUAUGGAGCCUCACGUCCUGCUUAGCAAGGUAACUUGUGUACGAUAUGAUCACACUACUUGAUUCCGAAGACAUGCAAUGAGACAAGGACUAGAUUCACGACACAUUUCGGCCGUUCUCAGAGCUUUCUGGCGUGUACUUUUCAAGCAUGGCUCAGCGAAUCACUACCCUCGCUGGAAGGAAGAGAUCAGCUCAGAUACGCCGCUGCUUGGUGGUAGAUCGCAGGUCUACUCAUCGUGGAUUCAACGUCAGCAUCAGCACGGAAAUGGAAAUGCUUCACAAGGUGCGGGGUGUACUUGCAUGUGCGCGCUAGAGAGGUGAUGUAAGACAGGCUCAUAUAUGCUGGUGAUAAUGCAAUACCGGCCAUUUGUUCCCCGGGG